This is a messenger RNA of Habropoda laboriosa, 1476 nucleotides long. It is a transcript of the gene Ost48, whose product is annotated as dolichyl-diphosphooligosaccharide--protein glycosyltransferase 48 kDa subunit. Bases 1 to 1305 code for a protein of 434 amino acids. Lineage: Eukaryota; Metazoa; Arthropoda; Insecta; Hymenoptera; Apidae. The record is from RefSeq and is a predicted model, not a curated record. The transcript is spliced from 3 exons. Gene Ontology annotation, cellular component: endoplasmic reticulum membrane; oligosaccharyltransferase complex.
AUGAAAUUUAUAAAUAAAUUCCUGUGUUUUAUCACGAUAUUCGGGAUUGUGAAUGCGAGAGGACCAACGCUUGUUUUGUUGGAUAAUUUAGCGAUUAAAGAAACGCAUUCUAUAUUCUUCAAGACGCUACAGGAUAGCGGAUACAUCUUGACGUAUAAAUUAGCCGAUGAUGCCAAUUUGCAACUGUCCAAGUACGGAGAAUACGUGUACGAGCAUUUGAUAAUAUUUGCACCUUCCGUGGAAGAGUUUGGCGGAGCUUUAAGUAUUGAGACAAUAACAGACUUCAUUGAUGGUGGUGGCAAUGUUCUGGUUGCUGGUUCCUCUCAAUCUGGAGAUGCUCUCCACGAAUUAGCCUCUGAAUGUGGUUUUGAGAUUGAUGAGGAGGAUUCUGCAGUUAUUGAUCAUUUGAAUUAUGAUCUUUCUGAUAAUGGAUACCAUACUAAAAUAGUAGCAGACCCUGCCAAUUUAAUUGAUGCUUCUGUGAUUGUUGGAAGCAAAAGUGUGCAACCUUUGCUGUACCAGGGAACUGGGUUGAUUGCAGAUACAGAAAAUCCUUUAAUUUUACGUUUAUUGACAGCUUCUAGUUCAGCAUACUCUUAUAAUCCACAUAAUCCCAUAAAAGAGUACCCCCAUGCAGUUGGCAAGAAUACUCUCCUAAUUGCAGCUCUCCAAGCCAGAAACAAUGCCAGAGUUGUAUUCUCUGGUUCCUUGUACUUCUUCAGUGAUGAAGCUUUCACUAGUCCCAUUCAGAAAGCUCAAGGUGGUCAGAAGUAUGAAAAAUCUGGAAAUGAGGCAGUAGCUACAAUGAUUGCUCGCUGGGUGUUUAAGGAAAAUGGUGUGAUCCGUGUUUCAUCAGUUCAUCACUAUAGAGUGGGAGAAUCUGAGCCACCAGCAGCAUAUACUAUAAUGGAUGAUGUUGUCUAUUCCACUGAUGUUCAGAAAUUAGCUGGAGACAAAUGGAUUCCUUAUGAAACUAAUGAUUUACAACUAGAAUUUGUUAGAAUAGAUCCGUUUGUUCGUAUGACCAUGAAACCAGUAGGAAAUGGUCGAUACGAAGCGAGAUUCAAGAUCCCUGAUGUUUAUGGGGUCUAUCAAUUUAAAGUAGACUAUACACGCAUUGGUCUGACACAUUUGUACAGUACCACUCAAGUGUCAGUCCGUCCUCUGCAGCACACUCAAUAUGAACGUUUCAUUCCUAGUGCAUUCCCGUAUUAUAUAAGCGCCUUCUCUAUGAUGGGCGGCGUAUUUUUAUUUUCUCUAGUGUUUUUACAUUAUAAGGAGGAUACGAAGUCUAAGUUUGAAUAAAAUAACCAUUAACAAAACGCGCAAAUUAAUCAAUUACGUAAAAAAAGGCUAUGUCACUGACGAGAAUAAAAAGGUGCUUAGUCAAAUAAAAUGUUAAUAACAAAGUGCAUUUACGUUGCAUGCCUAAGUGUGUGACGACAGAUUUAUAUUUAUUUAAACCAAGGGAAAUGA